Molecule: messenger RNA, 726 nt
Organism: Pichia kudriavzevii
Lineage: Eukaryota; Fungi; Ascomycota; Pichiomycetes; Pichiales; Pichiaceae
Exons: 1
Coding region: 1-726 (241 amino acids)
Cellular component (GO): extracellular exosome; endoplasmic reticulum-Golgi intermediate compartment
Molecular function (GO): calcium ion binding
Source: RefSeq, a predicted model, not a curated record
AUGUAUCUGAAAAGGAAAAUGUGGAAUAGCUUAAUCCUAAUGAUUUUUUCAGUCAACUCAUUUUUCAAUUUAGCAAAUGCCCAUGGAGAUCACCAUAUAAACUACAAUUCCAAGGAAGAGUACAACGAACAGAUACCUCCAGAGUUUGAAGGAUCAUGGGAACGCUGGCACAUGUUCCAUGAACACCAGCUUGAUGAGUUUACUCCUGAUGUUUUCUUUCGGAUUCAUGCCGUUUCAGAAGGACAGAACGUUCUCACGUCCAACGAUAUUUUGAGGAUGUACGGUUUACAGAGGGAUGAGAUUGUUGGCCAAGGUGACGGUAUGGGAGGCCACGACGACAGUGAAUUGGUGUCCCCACAACUGAAGGACAAGGUGGUGUCUACGGUGAUGAAUCUGAUGGAUAAAGACGGAGAUGGCACUAUCAGUUUGGACGAGUACUUGAAUUUUGCGACAGAUGGGGGUGAGUUUCCCGAUUUUGGGAUUGGUCCUGGUCAUGAAUAUGAUUUUGAAGAGGAAUACGAAAAACACCAUUGGCUAGAAUUUCAUGCAAACGAAGAUCCUGAUAUCAAUAUUGUCCAUAAAGAAGAUGUGGAGCACGAGCUUCUUCAUCAUUUCCAUGAAAUCGAACACGACGAUGAAGAUAUGCAUGAGAAUCCUAAUGGAAAGAAACACAAUGUACGUAAACCAAUAUUAGUCAAAAAUAUCCCUCCAAUGUUUCAAUAUUAG